Molecule: messenger RNA, 1257 nt
Organism: Sporisorium graminicola
Lineage: Eukaryota; Fungi; Basidiomycota; Ustilaginomycetes; Ustilaginales; Ustilaginaceae
Exons: 1
Coding region: 1-1257 (418 amino acids)
Biological process (GO): fungal-type cell wall organization; calcineurin-mediated signaling
Cellular component (GO): calcineurin complex; cytoplasm
Molecular function (GO): calmodulin binding; calmodulin-dependent protein phosphatase activity
Source: RefSeq, a predicted model, not a curated record
AUGGAGUCCUUCUGCACGCUUCCCCUUGCUGCCGUCAUGAACAAGCAGUUCCUCUGCAUUCAUGGCGGCCUCUCGCCGGAGCUUCAGACCCUCGACGACCUUCGCAGCAUCGACCGCUUCCGCGAGCCGCCCACACACGGUCUUAUGUGUGAUCUCCUCUGGGCUGAUCCUCUCGAAGACUUUGGUUCGGAAAAGACCAACGAGAGCUUCAUCCACAACCAUGUGCGAGGCUGCUCCUACUUUUUCACGUACAAUGCUGCCUGUCAAUUCCUCGAGCGCAAUCAGCUUCUGUCCAUCAUCCGAGCGCACGAAGCGCAGGAUGCCGGAUACCGCAUGUACCGCAAAACGAAGACCACAGGCUUUCCUUCCGUCAUGACCAUCUUCUCAGCACCCAACUACCUCGACGUCUACAACAACAAGGCAGCCGUGCUCAAGUACGAAAACAACGUCAUGAACAUUCGACAGUUCAACUGCACACCGCAUCCCUACUGGCUUCCCAACUUCAUGGACGUAUUCACCUGGAGUUUGCCCUUUGUCGGCGAAAAGAUCACCGACAUGCUCAUCGCCAUUCUCAACGUAUGCAGCAAAGAGGAGCUCGAGGAGGAGGAAGAGGAGGACGAGAUUCCCACCACACCUACCUCCACCGCCGAGGAGGAGACCGCCGAACGCAGAACCAUCAUCAAGAACAAGAUCCUCGCCGUGGGCCGGAUGUCGCGCGUCUUUGCCCUCUUGCGAGAAGAGGCCGAACGUGUUUCAGAGCUAAAGUCGUCGCAGACCGCCAAAUUGCCGUAUGGUACGCUGGUGCUCAGCUCCGAGGCGGCAAAGGAUUCGAUCGCCAACUUCGACGAUGCUCGAAAGGUGGACAUCGAAAACGAGCGUCUGCCACCCGACCUCAUCGAUGCCGACGAGGCCGGGCCUGCUUCGCCUGCCGAUGGAGCGCGCGUCUCGUCGCCUGCCUUCGAGGAGAUGACUUCUCCCGGCAGCCCGGCCUCGCCUGCGACGCCCAGCUCGCCCAUCGCAGGCGGUCACCGCCGCGGACACUCGAGGACAAGCAGUCUGGGCACCACCAUGUCGAGUCCUUCCAACCGUCGCCGCUCGCUCGAGUCAACAGUCAGCAUGAUCCGCGAGGCGCUCGAGGGCACGGAUGCAGCAGACGACAAGCAUCUCGAGAAGCUUGCAAACGACAUCACCUCGCCCGUCUCACCAAAGGGUAGCAUCGACUCUACAGCGCAAGCUCGACCAUACGCCAACAAAUGA